Archocentrus centrarchus (flier cichlid) is the source of this 2193-nucleotide messenger RNA. RefSeq names its product acyl-CoA thioesterase 20 (gene acot20). The transcript is spliced from 5 exons. Gene Ontology annotation, molecular function: fatty acyl-CoA hydrolase activity. Gene Ontology annotation, biological process: acyl-CoA metabolic process; fatty acid metabolic process. Lineage: Eukaryota; Metazoa; Chordata; Actinopteri; Cichliformes; Cichlidae. Bases 221 to 1468 code for a protein of 415 amino acids. The record is from RefSeq and is a predicted model, not a curated record.
GAGCGCUGCUUCCAUUUUUUAUUUUUUUUUGUCAGUCGUUUUGGUACACAGAAAAACUUCAAGGUUGUAGCGUUAAACAUUACUCUGAGGCCCCGUGUGGCUGGUCCAUGUUAGUGUGACACCACUACAGAAGCUACAGAAACAGUGCAGUGACACUAGAGCAGGCCCCAGUAAAGUGCAGGCUAGAGGGGAAUGACUGUUCAGAUAUCUGACAGCUGAAAUGGCGUACUCACAGAUCCGCUUGAAAAUUCUUCCCAGUAUUCGCUGCCUCUUUGACAAAAUGGUGCGAGUCAAAGUAGAGGGACUCACUCCUCACAAACCAGUGGAGCUGAGGUCCAAACUGGUUGAUGACAAAGGUGUCACUUUCAAAGCCUCUGCCCUGUACAAAGCAGAUGAAACUGGUCAAGUGGAUGUCUGCAGCACACCCUCUCUUGGUGGCAGUUACACCGGUGUGGAGUCCAUGGGUUUGUUUUGGAACCUGGCACCAGAUGCUCCACACAGUAAACUCCUGAAGAAGGAUGUGCUCAGCCCAAUACGUGUGGACCUAGAGGCUCUUAAUGGUGAGACUGGUGAGCUUCUAGCAUCUGAAUCCAAUGAGAGAGGAUACAUGACUGAGGGGAUGAAGAGAAUACCUUUACAAGAGGGCAGAAUACGAGGUGUCCUCUUCAUACCACCAGGAAAUGGCCCAUUCCCAGGAAUUGUAGAUUUGUACACUUUCGGUGGAGGUCUUACCGAACCCAGAGCCAGCCUCUUGGCAAGUAAAGGUUUUGUUGUUCUGGCACUGGCUUAUUAUCGUUACCAGGAUCUACCAAAAAACCCUAAAAACUUGGAUCUGGAAUACUUCGAGGAGGCGGUCACAUAUUUGAGGAAGCGGCCAGAGGUGAAAGGUCCUGGGAUUGGCAUCAUAUCAAUCUCUCAUAGUGGCGGUUUGGCUCUGAGCAUGGCAUCUUUUCUCUCUGGGAUCUCAGCGACUGUCUGUAUUAAUGCCUGUAAUGCAAACACUGUGCUGCCUUUACACUACAAAGACAUUGUAGUUCCUCCACUCCCCCCUGUCAUGAAGAAUGUGAAAACCACAGACUCUGGGCUUUUAGAUAUACGUGACGCCUUACCAGACCCUACCAUGAAAGAGCACAGGGCGUCUUUGAUUCCAAUUGAACGGGCCACCUGCCAUUUCCUGUUUGCUGCUUCCGAAGAUGACCGCAACUGGAACAGCACACUUUUUGCCAGUCGGGCUGCUGAAACAUUGAAAAAUCAUGGCAAAAAAUCCUUUGAGGUGGUAACUUAUCCAAAAGCUGGACAUUUUUUGGAGGUCCCUUACAUGCCUUAUUGUCCGUCUGGGUUUCAUGCAGCUGUAGGGAGUGUUGUGGUGUUUGGUGGCCAGCCAAAAGCUCACUCUGAGGCUCAGCUGGACCUGUGGGAAAGAGUCCAGGAGUUCUUCAAGAGCCACUUGGACAACAAGAGCACUUGAUAGCAGGAAAUACUGUAUCAAGUCAAUCAAGUAUCUCUGAAUGGUUGUUCUUAGCGAUGCUUACCAGUGCCUGCAGUUUCUAAUUAAUACAAUUAUAAGAGGAAUAUUAACUUAGGACCUUUGGAAACCUUCCAGUGUUCUGCAUUGGAACCCCCCCCCCGAGGCUCGUGGCACAAAGUUCUCCUGAGAAUCAGAGAUUUUGACUUGUCAUAGGAAAAUGUAAAUGGACUGCACAUAAAGCUGCUGUUGACCACUCAGAGAGGUUCACACUUCAAAGUGUAGUGGGAAUGGGGUGUGGGGUUCAGUAUCUUGCUCACUUCAUGAUGCGAACUGAACCAAAUUACCAACUGUAUGAGUAGUGAUCUUUUUCAUAAGCACAGCCACCAGCUCACACUUGAUUGUUUUAAGUAUUCCACAAAAGCACUUGCACUUUUCCUGAAAUGACAAAAUAUCUGUCUACAAAGUGUCUCACAAUUACCUCUUCUCCACUGACACAGGUACAGAGACAGUUCUGCUUUAUUGCCUUUUCUGAACUAGAUUUCAUUUCCACAUGGGUUGGAAAAUGCAGAUUAUUUAGUGUUGCAAAGCGAAAGUUGGGAUAAAUAUGUCUGAAGGAAGUUAUUGUGCCAGUAACGUUGCCUGAACUUAAAUAAACCUAAAAUUAAUGUGUUUUUUUGCUUGCUGUUGUAAAGUGACUUGAAAAAUUCUGUAUUUUAAGAAAGCUG